AUGACAUUCGACGAAAAGAAUUUCUCUCUUGAAGAGGUUUUGGCCGUUGCUAAGCGCCAUCCUUUCUAUGCCCCAAGUGUCCAGUAUCCACCAGACAAAGAUGCCAUCCUAUCGAUCAGAGAGCAAGUUGCCGCUCAACCUCAAGCGUCUAAUCUGUCGUCUCAGCCACUGCUUUGGAAGAGUAGUUUGUACAAGGCAAUACAAAGACUAGUCGAUGACACGAGCACUCAAAACACCUUUCGCCGGGGGAUUUACGCCAGCACCACGGGCGGCGGUUCCUCCCGCGAACCACUGUUCUUUGCAACUGACGUUUCUGAGAACCGUCACCAUCGAUUCGCUUUCGGUCGCUUCCUUGGAACGGUCGGGCUGGUGACGGACAAGGACUGGGUGGUCACCAUUCACCCCGAGGGCGAGCUCUGCCGAUCUCUGGACCUCACAAUGGAAAUUUUGGAAAAUGGCGGUAGCAGUGUCCUCGUCGCAGGCGAUUCCAUGCUCCCAGAAGCGGUCAUCAAUCUCAUCAUCAAGUACCACGCCAACGUCCUGGCCGGAGAGUCAUCGCAGAUCAUCAACAUGGUCCAUUACAUCUCUUCAUUACCUAACCGUGAACGAGGCAAAUUCAAGCUCGAUAAAGUCAUCUACACCUCGGAGAGCCUGACGUCUGGGCAGCGAGCUGAAAUACAUAAAGUGCUUGGCGCCGAUCUUAUGAUUUGCUCUCUUUUGGGCAGCGCGGAGGCAGGCCCAUAUGCGUUCAGUUGUCCUAGUAUUACCGGCAAAAACCAGAGCGGCGAGGGGACUGCGGCAUAUGAGGACUUUGUUUUUGAUACUCGGCUCACCAUAAUGGAAAUCUUGCCUGCGACAGUCGACGAGAGUGAUGAGAACCAAACCCCAAACCCCGUUCCGGGUGGAGAGAAAGGUGUCAUUGCCCAGACGUCUCUCGUUCGCCUGCGCAAUCCACUAGUGAGAUAUAUCACCGGAGAUGUCGGGUCGUUGCACGAUCUGCCAGAGCAAGCCCAAGGCUUUAUCCCCCAGUCGGCGUGGCCCCAUCUGAAGGUCCUUCGGCUCUAUGGCCGUGACCGUCGGUUCAGCUUUGAGUGGGCAGGCAGUUAUCUUGAAUUCAACGCCCUCAACGCCCUCAUGAACAAUGAAAUUCGCGGGAUACUCCAGUGGCAGGUAAUACUGGAGAAGAUGGAGGAGAGCCCACUUGAAACAAGGCUCGAGUUCCGUAUUAUGCUGGCUCGAGAUAGCUGUGAUUCCGCGGAGAAGAUCUCCAGUAGGAUCAAGAAGUUCUGCUGUGUGAUUGCGUCUUUUGAACGGAAAUUCAGGACCAUAUUCGUGAACGAUAUGGAUGAUUUCGUGCGGAGUCCUGGUGCUCGGAAGGUAAUCAAGUUUGUCGACCGGCAGGGCUGA
This is a messenger RNA of Clonostachys rhizophaga, 1407 nucleotides long. Lineage: Eukaryota; Fungi; Ascomycota; Sordariomycetes; Hypocreales; Bionectriaceae. The record is from the annotation of a GenBank genome assembly.